AUGUGCUCAUCCAGCUCCUCUCUGUUCCUCCCAACCUACACUUCCUUCCUUGUACGACGUCGUUCUAUCUCCCCAACUGUAACCCUACACAAACCCAGAUCCCAAAGACUCCCUCAUCGCCUCUCUGCCUCAUUUUCCGACCAAAGCUUCGACCUUUCUUGGUUUCCUCCCGACCCUGAUCACUACGGCGGCUGGGGACCCCUCCCAGCUCCCAUUCACCCCAAAAACCAUGGGUUACAUACAUUUGUGAUCAGGACUAUUGGGGCUUCAGUGGCAGUUGCUGUGGCUGCCAUUGCUUACUUCUCGCUAACACGAAAAGGUUUUAAGUUUCGAGUUACUAGUCCAUUGCAAGUUCUUCACGGGAUAUUAAGUCCAGCUGAUACUAAAACUGUAAACAAUGGAGCAUUGGAGGAGGAUACAAGGUCGGAGACUAUGCCUGUUUCCGACGGGAAAAGUGUUGUUUCAGCUUCUGCAGAGAACCUUGAGAGGAUUUUAGUCCCGGUUGCUUUAGAUUCUACUCAACAGGAAGCUUUGACAGUUUUGAAGAAACUGAAGAUCAUUGAAGAUGAUGUCAAGGCUGAUGAACUGUGUACUAGAAGGGAAUAUGCUAAAUGGCUAGUUCGAAUAAACUCGUUGGAAAGGAAUGCAAAGCACCGACUUGUCCCAUCAGUUUCACUUUCUGGCUCCGUAGUUGCUGCAUUUGACGACGUGAGUGUCAAGGACCCUGAUUUCGGAUCCAUCCAAGCCCUGGCGGAAGCUGGUGUUAUUCCCAGCAAAUUAUCACCGAAGAGCUCCCAUGGAAACUAUUUCUUCCCUGAGAGGUUUAUAUCCCGACAGGAUCUGAUUGACUGGAAAGCCCAUUUAGAGUAUGACUUUUCGCCAGGAAUAAUUGAUCAGAUAUCAACAGUAGUAGGUUUUAUGGAUGUGAAAGAGAUCAGUCCAGAUGCAUCAGCGAGACUAUAUACUGACAUGCUUGCUGGGGAAAAAAGCAUACUCAGAAAAGUCUUUGGACAGUGCAAGCGACUGCAACCAAACAAACCUUCAACAAAAGCACAAGCAGCAGUGGCACUAACAAGUGGCAGGAUUUCUGAAGCAAUUUCUUCUGAACUUUUGAGACUGAAGGCGGAAAGUUCUGCAAGGAAGGCAGAGAUGGAAGUUAUUAGGUCCGAGUUACUGGAUAGAGAAGACAUACAGAAGUUUUGGGAUGAGAAACUAAAUGCAGUGAAAACCCAUGGUCUUGAAGUGGAAAAGGCUUAUCAUGCUGCCCUUAGUAUUUUGGAAGAGGAGAAAAUUGUUCAAGAAAAGCAUUCUGCUGAGCUUUUAAAGGAGAAGGCAGCUAUGGACUGUCAAAGGCAAUUGCUUCUCAGUCUCAAGGAAGAGGUCAAUGAGAUGUCAGAAAAGCUUGCAUCCGAGAGGACUACUUAUGUGGCUGAGAAGUGCAGCAUGCAGCAUGUGCUGAGUGAUUUAGAGACCAAGCGGGAAAGUAUGCUUGAUCAGAAAUCAAUACUUGAAUCUGAGAUAGAAGCUGUCCGAAUUCUAAAAUCUUGGAUAGAGGAUGAAGCAAAGAAGAGCCAAGCUCGUGCCAAGGUACUAGAGGAGGUAGGACGAAGGUGGAAAUGGGUUAACCAAACUUAACCAUCCUCCUUCCUAAGCUUGUAGAGAGAGACGUAUCAUGUUAGUUAUAUAAAUUCAUCAUCGGAGAAUCUCCUUACGGAGCUUCCAACUGUUUUGAUGUGUAUGUACUCAAGGCUUCCU
Fragaria vesca subsp. vesca is the source of this 1755-nucleotide messenger RNA. RefSeq lists its product as uncharacterized. NCBI's taxonomy places the organism in Eukaryota, Viridiplantae, Streptophyta, Magnoliopsida, Rosales, Rosaceae. The transcript has 11 exons. The coding region runs from base 1 to 1635 and encodes 544 amino acids. The record is from RefSeq and is a predicted model, not a curated record.